GCAAAUGAUACUGUAACCCGUAUAAUCCUAUAAUUAAGCAGGAAUAUGUUAGGAAAAAGCCUCGAUUAUAUCCAUAUUAAACUAAGUUUCGUAGAUACUUUUACGCAAUGGAUCAUUCUAGGAAUCUGCUUAACUGCGUUGGCAGAAACAGCUGACAUAAAAUGUGUGAAAGAUGGAGAGGGUUAUCCAGUUGGUACAUUCAUCCCCGUGAGUGACCCAUGCAAAACAUGUAACUGUAAAGAUGACGGGACGGUGACAUGUUGGUUGAAAUUCUGUCCGAAACCUAAAUGUGGUAAAAACCUUUUCCGUAUCUCUGAUGACGGAUGUUGCAAAGAAUGUGCCAGAAUCUGUGAUGGGAAGAAUCAACCGAAACUCGAUUGUUGGCAAUAUAGAUAUUACUACCCGGAAGACUCAUGCAUAGCGACGCAAUGUGGCUGCUUCUUUGAAAAGCAGCUUGUACCAAGGGGCAAAGUUGGCAACCCGUGUGAUAACUGUAGAUGUCAGGCUAACGGGAAGGUAUGGUGUAAGAGAGGAGCAUGUCCUUCAGAGAAACUUCAUUGUGUAGAUCCCACUUACGACGAAAAUUGUACUUACAUCUGUCCGAAUGGAAAAACAUGCAUGUACGGAAAGGAUAUAAUACAGUAUGGACAAUUUAAAAUAAUUGGAAAAAAAGUUUGUACCUGCGUUGGAGGCGUAGCAGACGACUGGUACCCGCGGGCAUUUUGUGCUAAAAGAAUGAUAAUGAAUGAAGACUUGACACACUUACAAAAGACGAGAUGUGUAGUUGAUGCUUCAACUAAACCAACAUGGAUGCAAAUAGAUGCAUUAUAUGCUCCGCCGGUUAAACCUGGACUGAUGUAAUGUGGACAUGACCUAAAAUACAAUAGAACUGUCGGAGGACCUUCUCAAAAUGUAUCAGUUUUCGUGAAAAUAUGCAUACUAUGUACAUAUAUUAAAUAGAGGGGUAAAUCAUUUUCUGAUACCUGUCCUGAGCUCUGAUGGCAUCAUAUGGACUUGUAAGUAGCUUAAAUGUAAAGCCAAGUCAUCUAUGAAGACAUAUUCAUAUAUAUAUAUAUAGUAAAGGUAGGUAUCUGGGGGUGUAGAGACUCUAACAAGGGUCAGAAUAUAACAAAGUGUCAUUAUCAACUGAAAUUCAGUAUAUGCGGUAGGGUGCUGGUCAAGACUAAGCUGACCCGACCCAGGGAGCCGUGAGAAUUGCUCCAAUGGUGUCAUUGGACUCAGUGAAGGUAGUGCUUGGGUUUUCAGGACCGUCUUGACUGCUCUGACAAGUUCAUAUUUUGAGAAUAUUACCGGAAUUUGACCUAUGACCUUGACCCCUAGCCGACCGGGUUCGAAACUGACGUGGCCUCUUCUCUCUAGGUACUGACUUUGCAACAAGGUAUCAUUUAUUAAAAUCGGACAUCAGGUUAUGAAGAUAUGGCUUCUCAGACAAGGACCACCCCUCUAUUUAAUAUAUGAAGAAGUAUGCAUAUUUUCACGAAAACUGAUACAUUUUGAGACGGUCCUCCGACGAAACCGUUGGCGGUAAAAUUAUACAAGUACAUAUCCGUUUAGACAAUGUUUGAAUUUAAUAUAUAAAAGUUAUUACAUUAAAAUAUCUUGUGUUUGGAACACUCUACAAUUAUUUGAAGUUAAUGAAAAACAUGGACAUUUUCCGUACGGAAAAGUACGGAAAUAUUUUACAUUUUCACCGGUAGACGGGCGACAUGCGAUACGACAUUAUGAAAAUGUCGCUUCGUAUUGUCGAGUGUCACUUUGCGUGUCGUGUAUCGUUUGGAAUUGUCGCGUGUCGACCCUCACCCAAACCCGCGACACGCGGCAUACGAUACGAUAUUAGGAAAAUGUCGCUUCCUGUUGUCGAGCGUCGUUUGAGAUUAUCGCAUGUCGUUUGAUAAUGUCGCCGUCGCGUUUGCAGGGUCGACACACGACAACGCGAAGUGACAUCGCGACAUUACGAAGUGACAGAGCGACAAUGCGAUAUGACGCUCGACAACGCGAAGUGACAUUGCGAUAUAUCGUGCUUUUGAAAGGCGACAUUUCAAAGUGGAUAUUGCGACAUUGUCGUUUGGGAUUGUCGCCGUCGUUUGCGAU
Mercenaria mercenaria is the source of this 2112-nucleotide messenger RNA. RefSeq names its product von Willebrand factor C domain-containing protein 2-like. Gene Ontology annotation, cellular component: AMPA glutamate receptor complex. NCBI's taxonomy places the organism in Eukaryota, Metazoa, Mollusca, Bivalvia, Venerida, Veneridae. The coding region runs from base 46 to 861 and encodes 271 amino acids. Gene Ontology annotation, molecular function: protein binding. The transcript has 5 exons. Gene Ontology annotation, biological process: negative regulation of BMP signaling pathway. The record is from RefSeq and is a predicted model, not a curated record.